AUGGCAGGUAUUGUCAUUACCAUACAGCAUCCAAAAGAUAGACCGUACACAAACGAUGAACUCUAUUAUCUAGCAAUAUUAUUCACAGUUGUCAAAGUAUUAUUUAUGAAAGGAUCGCUCUCUGUUUUACGUGGUAUGACGAGAUUAUUAGAUCCUUGUUACAAAGAUAGAGAUUUACACAAGACAUUGAUACGUAAUGAAGCAGCUUAUUAUGUGACAAUAAGUCGACUGAUGACUAUCGAUAUCAAUCCUGUGCCAGCGUCACCAAAAUUCAUCUAUUUCGCAUCAGAUAGUCAUUGUUUAACCCCGGCGUGGCGAAGCAUACAAUAUAAGGGUUCUACUCAUUUUAUCCAUCCAAUGCUUGCCACGGGAUGUAAAAUAUGGCAUCUAAGACCGGAAGGCAUGUUCUAUCCAAAAGAAAACUUCUUCACCAUAAUGAAACGUGUUCCCAAGAAGUCUACCGUGAUAUUCAACCUGGGAGAGAUAGACUGCAGGGAGGGCAUUAUAUAUGCUGUUGAUAAAUGCAAAUACGAUAGUCUUGAGGAAGGCAUCAAUAAAGUUAUUGAGAUCUACCUGACUGUGGUUAAGAAACUAAAAAGCCUGAAGCGCCUGAAGGUGUUUAUACAUCCCGUCAAUCCAGUGAUGGAUAUCACCAGACAAAUUGUGAUCAAGUUCAAUGCAAUGUUAAAAGAAGCUGUCGAGCAAACUGAUGGGAUGACUUGGUUGGAUUUUGUAGAUGACUUGUUGGUUGGCAGCGAUAGAUGCUUAGAUCCGCAAUAUUAUCUUGAUGAAACUCACCUGCAUCCACAUUAUUUGCCUCUAUUGGAGACAGCACUAAACAGAAAAACAAGCUGACCUUGAUGUAGUACUUCUAGGUACUAAGAAACUUCCACCAAAAAUUGUAAUUUUUUUUUUUUUAAUCUCAGAUUAGUUUAAUGAUAAACUAAUUUUAUAUAAUAGAAAUCCUUUAUCAAUAAUAUUUUGUGUAAUGACUGAAUGUCAGGUUCAUACAUGUGUCAGAAUGUCUACCAAAAAUAUUUACCCAGG
Molecule: messenger RNA, 1047 nt
Organism: Saccoglossus kowalevskii
Lineage: Eukaryota; Metazoa; Hemichordata; Enteropneusta; Harrimaniidae
Molecular function (GO): protein binding
Source: RefSeq, a predicted model, not a curated record